Molecule: messenger RNA, 3012 nt
Organism: Vombatus ursinus (common wombat)
Lineage: Eukaryota; Metazoa; Chordata; Mammalia; Diprotodontia; Vombatidae
Gene: SLC7A7
Product: solute carrier family 7 member 7
Exons: 11
Coding region: 328-1863 (511 amino acids)
Biological process (GO): amino acid transmembrane transport
Cellular component (GO): membrane
Molecular function (GO): basic amino acid transmembrane transporter activity; L-amino acid transmembrane transporter activity
Source: RefSeq, a predicted model, not a curated record
AGCUGAGUUUGAAAGAGCUCACAGCCCAGGGACAGUCAACUGAAGGAGAAAGAGAAAAUCUGAUUGGGCUGUGGCCAAGAAGGGAGAGAUCAAGGAGGGUCAUCAGCCCUCUGGGCAUCUUGGAGUAGUUGACACCAGCUGACACAAGUUGUACCCAACUCCUCGAGGACUGAGAGAAACUCCAAGAAAAGGCUGAAAACUCCAAGAGAAGAGAUCUGCAACUCUAGCUGGAUCUUCAGUACUACUGCUGCCGCCAGGGACUGCUAUAUCCAGGACAAAAGUAGGGAGAUGCCAGGGAGCUGUUGAAAACUUUCUUUUUUUCCUACGAUGGUUGACAGCACCAAGUAUGAAGUGGCAGCCCAGCAUGAUGAAGAUGUGCCCUCCUUGGCCAACGAGUCUAAGUCAGGACCCGAACAGAUAAAGUUGAAGAAGGAGAUCUCGCUGCUCAAUGGUGUGUGCCUGAUUGUGGGCAACAUGAUUGGCUCUGGUAUCUUUGUUUCACCCAAAGGUGUACUCAUGUACAGCUCUUCCUUUGGCCUCUCUCUCGUUAUCUGGGCUGUUGGGGGCCUCUUCUCUGUCUUUGGAGCCCUUUGCUAUGCUGAGCUGGGGACUACCAUCAAGAAGUCUGGGGCUAGCUAUGCCUAUAUCCUUGAGGCCUUUGGGAGCUUCUUGGCCUUCAUCCGACUCUGGACUUCCCUCCUCAUCAUUGAGCCCACUAGCCAGGCCAUCAUUGCCAUCACCUUUGCCAACUACAUGGUACAACCGCUCUUUCCCAGCUGUUUUGCUCCAUAUUUUGCUGGACGUCUGCUUGCAGCUGCCUGUAUCUGUCUCUUAACCUUCAUUAACUGUGCUUAUGUCAAGUGGGGAACAAUGGUACAGGACAUUUUCACCUAUGCGAAAGUACUGGCUCUGAUUGCAGUCAUCAUUGCUGGCAUUGUCAAAAUAGGCCAGGGACAUGCAACUAACCUGGAGAAUUCAUUUGAGGGGUCUUCCUUUUCAAUGGGAAAUAUUGCUUUGGCAUUGUAUUCUGCUCUUUUUUCCUACUCGGGCUGGGACACCCUCAACUAUGUCACUGAGGAGAUCAAGAAUCCUGAAAGGAACUUGCCCCUCUCCAUUGGCAUUUCUAUGCCCAUUGUCACCAUUAUCUACAUUUUGACCAAUGUGGCCUAUUACACUGUGCUGAGCAUGAAGGACAUCAUAGACAGUGAUGCUGUUGCUGUGACUUUUGCUGACAGAAUUUUUGGAGUGUUCAACUGGACAAUUCCCUUGGCUGUUGCCUUAUCCUGUUUUGGGGGUCUCAAUGCUUCCAUUGUGGCUGCUUCUAGACUCUUUUUUGUGGGCUCACGAGAAGGCCACCUCCCUGAUGCUAUCUGCAUGAUUCAUGUUGAAAGGUUUACUCCAGUGCCAUCCCUGCUCUUCAAUGGAGCCAUGGCACUCGUCUACUUGUGUGUGGAGGACAUCUUCCAGCUCAUCAACUACUACAGCUUCAGCUACUGGUUCUUUGUGGGUCUCUCUAUCGUGGGGCAGCUCUACUUACGCUGGAAGGAACCUGACCGAUACCGACCCCUCAAGCUCAGUUUGAUCUUCCCCAUCAUCUUCUGCCUUUGUACCAUCUUUCUGGUGGCCGUCCCUCUUUACAGUGAUACCAUCAACUCCCUUAUUGGCAUUGGCAUUGCCCUCUCGGGCCUACCCUUUUACUUCUUCUUCGUCAGAAUGCCGGAACACAAACAGCCAUACUGCCUCCGAAGGACUGUGGCACUGGCCACAAAAUACAUCCAGGUCCUGUGCAUGUCAGUUGCUGCAGAGAUGGAUCUGGAAGAUGUGGGAGAGAUGCCCAAGCAACAGGACCCCAAGUCCAACUAAUCAACAACCUGACCUCUCCCCUAAUGAGACAUUAAGGGCAGGGAAUUUCCUUUUCCCACUGACCAGGGUCAGAGGGGAUAGGAUCCUUUCUUGAAGACAACUUACCAAGUUGAGACCUGGCUUUGGGACAGUUUUAGGAACCUUUUGAACUUAUUCUUUGAGAAGUUGAGAAUAAUUUAUUGUUUUUGUUACUUCUUGUUCCAGGUUUUUAAAUGAAAGGUUGGGGGUGGGAAGAAGCAUGCCUUGGGCUUGGUCCUCAGGAGAAUGAGGAGGAGGAGCAGGUACCUAUGUGCCCAAAAUAUUCACUAGCUGAAUUCUGCACCACCUUCCCAUCCCUCUUUCCCAUUGAAGGCUUAGCAGUGCUCCUGGCCUCCUAUCUGCAUCAGGGAGGAACCUACUAAAGGGGCAGAGGGCAUUUAUAGGAUCAUCUUGGAUAACAAUAAAAGGGAUGACACUUGCCUCUUUAUUUGCACUGUCAGGUUUUCUCUUGGGAUAGCCUUGGCUCUGAUUUUCACAGAUUGUGAUAUAGCUGGGAAAAAAAUCUUGAUGCUCUAGAAUCAUUCCCCAGGUACUCCUUUCCUUCCAACCUUAAACCCAUGUUGUUUUGUACAGUCAGAUGAAAUUGUUUCAAAUGGGACUCAAAGGGAGUUAAAUUAUUGAAUGAUAAAAUGUUGAUUCAAAAACUGAUUUCUACCUCCACUGAGAUCAAACAUGCAAAUAAUAAUCAGGGGCCUACAACCCAAGUGGCAAAAAAAAAUAUUUACUCUUAUUAAUAUUUAUUUAGACCCACUAUCUGAAAAAUACAGAUGGGGUCUUCUUAGAGCCAUGCCUUGUUAUGUGUUGUAGGUAGAGAUAAGGGAAGUGUGAGGUAUUGGGAAGGCUGCUGGACCUAGAAACAGAAGACCUUGGUUCUUGUCCUAGCUCUGACUCUAAUAAGCUGUAUGAUCAUGAGUCCAUUUCCUCAUUUGUAAUAAAUGCAAAAUCUGAGUGAAUUAUCUCUCAGAGGUGGGGUGAAAGUGUAGCUACACAGACAUGAGCUAUACUGCCUUUCUCAACCAACUUGGGCAUAUACUUCAAGUAAAGGUGACUAUUUGGCUGGAAAGACUUUAUAUGAAUGUAUAUGGAAUAAAUAUAAAUAUGGGCUGGGAA